This is a messenger RNA of Tupaia belangeri chinensis (Chinese tree shrew), 1766 nucleotides long. It is a transcript of the gene IDO2, whose product is annotated as indoleamine 2,3-dioxygenase 2. Lineage: Eukaryota; Metazoa; Chordata; Mammalia; Scandentia; Tupaiidae. Bases 157 to 1455 code for a protein of 432 amino acids. Gene Ontology annotation, biological process: 'de novo' NAD+ biosynthetic process from L-tryptophan. The record is from RefSeq and is a predicted model, not a curated record. Gene Ontology annotation, cellular component: cytoplasm. The transcript has 11 exons. Gene Ontology annotation, molecular function: heme binding; L-tryptophan 2,3-dioxygenase activity; indoleamine 2,3-dioxygenase activity.
CGGCCUUGGGUCAAGGUUCUUCCCUGUUGCUGAGAGGCUGCACAACUAAUUCCAACGAACAGAUGUGGCUGUGAAGUUCUCCUGAGGGGUCUUUGACAUAUUUGGAGUUGUUGUCUCUUCAGUGGAAGCUUCCGUGCAGAUAUUUCGAACAAAAUUAUGGAGCCUCACAGACAAGAUUGGAAGAUUGCAACCGCACUGUCCUUAGGAAGAUACCACAUUUCUGAAGAUUAUGGCUUUCUUCUUCCAAAUCCUCUGAAAGAACUUCCAGAUCACUAUAGACCUUGGAUGGAAAUUGCCAAGAAACUUCCUCAGUUGAUUGAGAGUCACCAGCUGCAAGCUCAAGUGGACAAGAUCGCAGCUGCCCUCACCGCCUCCCCACUGUUUCAACUCAGCCUCUGUGGACUUCUUCUUGACCAGAUGCCCCUCCUGGACUGCCAGCUCCUGAAGGGUUACAGGGAGCAGCGCCUGGCCCGCUUGGUGCUGAGCUUCAUUGCCAUGGGGUACGUGUGGCAGGAAGGAGAGACACAGCCUAGAGAGGUUCUGCCAAGGAAUCUUGCCAUGCCCUUCGUGGAGGUCUCCAGGAUGUUGGGGCUCCCUCCCAUCCUGGUCCACUCAGACAUGGUGCUGACGAACUGGACUAAGAAGAACCCACAAGGACCCCUGGAAAUCGGGAACCUGGAGACCAUCAUCGCCUUUCCUGGCGGGGAGAGCCUGCGUGGUUUUAUACUAGUGACGGCUUUGGUGGAGAAGGCCGCAGUGCCUGGCAUUAAGGCCGUGGUGCAGGCGGUGAACGCCAUCUUGCAGCCCAGCCAGGACGCGCUGCUCCAAGCCCUGCAGGACCUGAGCCUCUCCAUUCAGGACAUGACCAGAGCCUUAGGACAGAUGCACGGCCUCGAUUAUGUAGACCCCGACAUAUUUUAUGCAGUUAUCCGAGUCUUCCUCUCUGGAUGGAAAGAUAACCCAGCAAUGCCAACCGGGCUGAAGUAUGAAGGUGUCUCUGAGGAGCCCCUGCAAUACUCGGGGGGCAGUGCAGCUCAGAGCACAGUGCUUCAUGUCUUUGAUGAGUUCUUAGGUGUCCGUCAUGGCAAGGAAAGUGCUGACUUUCUGCACAGAAUGAGAGACUACAUGCCGCCUUCUCACAAGGCCUUCAUAGAAGAAGUCCGGGCAGCUCCUGCACUGAGGGACUUCAUCCUGUCCUCUGGACACGACCACUUCCUGGCCGCCUACAACCGGUGCCUGGAGGUGCUGGUGGAGCUGCGCAGCUACCACAUCACCAUUGUGACCAAAUACCUCAUCACAGCUGCAGCCAGAGCAAAGGGCAGGAGGCUGAACCAGCCCCCGGGGCUAGCAGAGCUACCGCAGGCCUGCAGGGGCACGGGCGGAACUGCUGUGCUCACUUUCCUGAAGAGUGUCAGGGAUAAGACCUUGGAGACAAUCCUCCACCCCAGGGGUUAGGAGUCUGCCCUCUCCCUCGCAAUGCAGAGGAAGAGGGUCAGCAUUGCCUGGAAUCACCCAGAGGGACCUCAGCCCAUUCAUUUCUGUCUAUAGGACAACACAUUCUCCUGUGCUGAGAGCUGUUGUCCUCAGAGAAGAGUGGACAUGGCCCAAGAUUCCCUUCUUGACCAGAUCGCCACCCCAUGGAAAAUAGCUCUGGACAUGUCCUCAUUCAAAACCCCACAGAAGAAUGACUGGAUCUCAUUCUGUUUGAUGAGUAAUUAAAAAAACAGUGUAAAUUACAAAACAAAUCAAUAAAAUCAAUAAAAUCA